This is a messenger RNA of Oikopleura dioica, 303 nucleotides long. The record is from the annotation of a GenBank genome assembly. Lineage: Eukaryota; Metazoa; Chordata; Appendicularia; Copelata; Oikopleuridae.
AUGCCCAAGUUUGUAACAGUUCAAAACUAUGAAGUAGCAGAAGCUGGCUGGCGAAUAAGAUUCCAAACUGCAAAAAAAGAAUACGGUGGUGAUGGUUCGAAUCAUUUUCUUUCUGUUUCCUCAAAUGGUCAGUCUUCCGCGAAAUUCAGUGCUGUCGCUCAAACAAUACUUUUGGACAAAGGCGAUGUGUCAAGAAAACGAGAAUUUAUGAGCAUCAAAGAUGGAGCCUGGGAAUCUGUCUUGUUCAAUGGAGAUGCAGACUUCAACUAUGUCAGAUUCAACAUUACCUUCGUUCAAGAAUAA